AUGCGGAAGGUAAAGUCCUAUUCAUGGAACCAAGAGACGAUCCAAUUCCAAUAUGUGAUGACGACCCAGAAAUUACAUUUAAAAGACGGAUUUGGCCGACAUGGAAAUGUCGAACCUGCACUGGACGACUCCCUCUUCGCCCUUGGUGAAAUAGGGACAACACCGCCCUUACAUCUAUUAGCUGGGGAGAUGGAUAGCGAGGAGGAUGACAGUCCAAAGUAAGUAACUUCAAAAUUAUCCUUAUUUCGGUGUCGAUAUUAAAUCCUCCCACUUGUUCUUAAAGAAUAACAGGAUCACAUAAUGUACACGUACGGAAUAAGUGGGGGUUAUCCCACUUUAUCAAAAACAAAGAAGAAAAUUUUCUCCUUAAUACUUGUACCUAGAUUCUAUUAUUAAUGCCUUAAUGACCAAGAAACCAUUCCCGACCAUAAAGCAAUUAAGUAAGUGUUACGAAAGUUAUACCCCUCCUUCGGCAAUUUUUAGCCAAUCGCCGUCGUUUUCGAGCCAACUUUUUCGCUUGGCUAAAUUAUUCUCCAUUAUAUAUUAUUUUAUCGAAGACAAUUAUUGCUGGUUCUUGCGGUAACGAGGGAUAAUUAUAAUCAGUACUAUUCACUAUGUCCUUUUCAAAAUUGUUCUUGCAGUAACGGCAUUGCUCCAAGGCACAAAAAGAAGAAAAUGGUUGGUUUAUAGACAGUACUGCUGUUGUUAUAUAUAGAACGAUGAUAAUAACGAUACAAACGGGUACUCUUUCGCCCUAAACGCCCAUAUGAUUUACAUAUUGUAACUGUCUGGUGUUCUUUACAGGAAAAUAGCGCUACCUCGACUGAGACGGGUACCAGUAGGUUAUCGGCAGACCGAGGGCGGCAUUUCCGCCAGAACUACUUAGCCCAGUCAGCACAAGAACAGGUCAGGAAGAUAUAAUAUAUAGAUUUAGGCAAGCCUAAAAGUGGAGCUCACAUUUUUUUUUCCCGCACGUCUCUUCAACAAAACUAAAGCCCCUACUAUGGAUAAAGUUCGUGGUAAUACUAGUGGACUUUCAUUCGCAACUUCUCCGUGUCCAUGUAGAGGACUGAUUACAAGAUAGUGCCCGUGGUACAGUUGGCCGCGCAUGCUAAAAGUAGCACCUUGUACGGUCGGUCGUACGGUCGUACAUACAAAUUUUCUCGGCUUGAUGGGUUACUACUAUUUUGUAUAAUUAUGGGGCUACGAUUUGCGAGCUCCGCUAUAAAGAAAACAUAAUGUAGACCGAUAAAUGAUAGCGCUUUUUUUUUUAGGCAAAAUCUUCAUCACUGAAGUAACGGCAAUUGGAGUUUUGAUUACUUGAGUAGACCGUUUUCCAUAUAUUAAGAUUCAGACUUGCUUCCGAGGUUUGGGGGAACAAAACAAAAGCAAUAGCAUCGAAGUUGAAGUAUGAAUAAAUUAUUUCUUUUGUUUUAUUCCCCCAAGCCUCGGAGCCAAGUUAGAAUUUUAGCAUAUCGAAAAUGGCCUAUUGGCUUUCUACUGACCGAGCUCUACACUGUCCUGUUCUAGCUAAGUGACCUUGUAUGUCUUACUUUGACUUGAGAAAAAGUUUGACUCGAUAACGUAUUCUUGUAACGGUCGCAACCGCUUCAAACCUGCACAAAUAAGAAUUUGGGAUUGAAAUUAAAUCAGAAAGUGCAAAAACUUCCCUUUCAGCACUGUCUUUUAUUUUAUUUCAAAUACCUCAAGUGAACAGUAUCUUUGUUCCCUGUGUGUUAUCUUAUCUGAUAAGGCAUCCACGUAGGUUUUUGUUAAAUUUCUGUCGGAUGUUAAAAUUAGGCCUCAUUUUUAUUUGAAGCAGACGGCUACUCUAGAGUAAAGUAAUACUUAAUAAACAUAAAAAUAGCAAAUAUUUUCAAAUACGCGAGUACUUCUGAGAAAAACGGGGGGGGACUUUUUUUAAGACGGAAGGCAGAGAUGAAAACCAGGAGCUGGAGGGGAAGAGCCAAAGCAAUACUCAGGUGGCGAUGCCCCCUGAUGACAUUGUCGUAGUCGGUAAUAAUACCACUGAGGAAGAGCAGCAAAGCAACUCAGAAUCACAUUGCAAGUAAGCCUCUCAUUAGUGCACAGAGUGGACGUGUUUGGGUGAGCUUAAUUUUUAAAAGAGAUUUUGCCACUGUUUAAAGAAGGAAAACUCGUGACACACCCUUUUUUGACACAUUUAAAUCUUGCGCCAUAACCAACGCCUCCUUCACUUGAUGUAACAUUUGUAAACAAUUAAAAUGAAAACAUUUUUCUACAGGGUCGUAAAGAUAGGGAGAGUGCAAGUUAUGAAGGACAUGAUAAGUCUUUUCAAAGACAAAGCUGUCGUUGACACCGCUCUUAACGUGGUCAUGAUCAAUUCUUUCGGAAAAGAAGAUGGGCUGGAUAAUAGCGGCGUUUUCCUUGAUGAACUUUCCGCGUUUUGGAACUCUUUUUAUGACUCGUGCACUAAUGGUGAAGACGAAAGAGUUCCAGUCAUCAGGCACGACUUGCAGGUUGCUGAGUGGGAGGCCAUGGCCAGAAUAAUCGUCAAAGGGUAUCGAAAAGUUGGUUUUUUUCCAAUUAAAUUAGGCAAAGCCUUUACAACAGCCUGUCUCUUUGGCGAAGAAGCUGUAAAAGAAGAUCUUUUGUUGGAAUCCUUCCUGGCUUACCUCAGUAGUGACGAAAGAGAACUG
Molecule: messenger RNA, 2678 nt
Organism: Pocillopora meandrina
Lineage: Eukaryota; Metazoa; Cnidaria; Anthozoa; Scleractinia; Pocilloporidae
Source: the annotation of a GenBank genome assembly